AUGACGACCACCACCACCUUCAAGGGCGUCGACCCCAACAGCAGGAACAGCUCCAGGGUUUUGCGGCCUCCGGGUGGCGGGUCCAACUUCUCCUUAGGCUUCGACGAGCCCACAGAGCAGCCCGUGAGGAAGAACAAAAUGGCCUCCAGCAUCUUUGGGACCCCCGAGGAGAACCCCCCUUCGUGGGCCAAGGCAGCAGAAAACGUGGACGCGGACUUGCAGGCCAGCCUGGGGCAGAGCGAGGAGAAGCCGGUGCCCGCCGCGCCCGUGCCCAGCCCCGUGGCGCCGGCCCCGGUGCCGUCCCGGAGGAACCCACCGGGCGGCAAGUCCAGCCUGGUCCUGGGCUAG
Messenger RNA from Pipistrellus nathusii (Nathusius's pipistrelle), 348 nucleotides. The record is from the annotation of a GenBank genome assembly. NCBI's taxonomy places the organism in Eukaryota, Metazoa, Chordata, Mammalia, Chiroptera, Vespertilionidae.